This is a messenger RNA of Pistacia vera, 751 nucleotides long. Its product is annotated as gluconokinase. The record is from RefSeq and is a predicted model, not a curated record. The coding region runs from base 93 to 638 and encodes 181 amino acids. NCBI's taxonomy places the organism in Eukaryota, Viridiplantae, Streptophyta, Magnoliopsida, Sapindales, Anacardiaceae. Gene Ontology annotation, molecular function: gluconokinase activity. The transcript has 4 exons. Gene Ontology annotation, cellular component: cytoplasm.
AUUAUAUUGUCUUAUUGUACAUUUGUUUGAUUCUCGUAGGGGGUUUCAUUGCUAAAAUUUCAAACUUUCCUCAUCUUCUUUGUUAACUAAACAUGGGUUCUGAUCCUAAAGGGAAAGCUUUUGUUAUAAUGGGUGUCAGUGGCGCUGGGAAAUCCACGAUAGGCGAGAUGCUAGCAAAAGCUUUGAAUUGUGAUUUUGUUGAUGCUGAUGAUUACCAUUCACAAUCAAACAAGGAAAAGAUGCAACAAGGAAUUCCUCUUUCAGAGGAAGACCGGAUUCCAUGGCUGGAAACCCUACGGGAUGCUCUAAGAGAGAAAAUAAUCAGCAAAAAAACUGUGAUACUUGGAUGUUCUGCUCUGCAGAAGCGAUACAGAGAAAUUCUUCGAGCAGCUGACUCUAAAUAUGAACCUGGAAGCUACAAUAGUCUAGUGAAGUUCAUCUUGUUGGAUGUUCAAGUUGAGGUGCUUGUUACUCGACUAGAGAAACGAGCUGCGGAAGGGAAACAUUUCAUGCCAGCUGCACUUUUGCAGUCGCAGUUAGAUUUGCUUCAAAUAGACGAUUCCGAAGGGGUUCUUAAGGUUGAUGCUACUCAAAGUCCUCAGACGAUUGUAAACCAUAUACAAACUUCAUUGAUUUGAUCAAACUCUGAAACAGAAAUGAGCAUUCACAGUCAAAAAACUUGGCAUGUGGUUGAGAUAAAAGAUUGUUUCAUCCCCAACCUCAACAUUAUUCUAAUAUAUUUCUUUUUUCA